This is a messenger RNA of Alternaria rosae, 1786 nucleotides long. Its product is annotated as putative Xaa-Pro aminopeptidase. Bases 48 to 1676 code for a protein of 542 amino acids. The transcript is spliced from 4 exons. The record is from RefSeq and is a predicted model, not a curated record. Lineage: Eukaryota; Fungi; Ascomycota; Dothideomycetes; Pleosporales; Pleosporaceae. Gene Ontology annotation, molecular function: manganese ion binding; metalloaminopeptidase activity.
CACCUUCCUGUUAUGAUCGCGACUCGUAGACCGCGGCUACCCGUCAGAUGCAAGCUCACCCCACCACCCCACCUUCGCGACCUGUAGCUAUCAGCGCGCCUAACAAACAGCAAAGCUCCUCCAAGCUCCCCAUGCGUGCCCUGCUACCUCAAAUCAGUCGUUCACUUCGACACACUCUACGUCCACGUCUGUCGUCAUCACCACCAACACACUCAGCGACUGCAACACCUUGCUUUUACACCUUAUCUGCAGAGAGCGGAAGCUGGACCAACGUGCACAAGAUGGCGAUUGCCGAAAACUACGAAGAGGUGCUAAAGGGCAAAUACCCGGCCAAGGCACAUGCGAAGAAGGUUGCAGAGUGGAUCAUCGAAAAGGGUGGAGACAAGAACGGAACUAUUUAUCUGGAAGCGCAGAAACAGAAGUUGAACGAGGACAACGAUGGCGAGGCACCAUUCCGUCAGCGACGGUACUUCUUCUAUCUCAGCGGCUGCGAGCUGCCAGAUUCGUAUCUCGUAUACGAGAUUGCUACCGAGAAACUCACCCUCUUCAUCCCUCCUGUAGAGCCGGACGAGGUCAUCUGGUCUGGUCUGCCUAUGAGCCCAGAAGAGGCCAAGGCCAAGUACGACAUUGACGAAUGUCUGACUACCAAAGACGUCAACUCUCACCUGGCGAGCCAAUCCGAAUCCGCGCAAUCAACCGUUUACGCUAUUCCGGAGCAGGUAUCCGACCACAUCACCUUCAUUUCCUACAAAGAGAAGGAGUUCAAGCAGCUGAAAAUCGCCAUCGAGUACUGCCGCGUCACAAAGACAGACUACGAAAUUGCUCUCAUUCGCAAGGCAAAUGUCAUCUCAACAGCAGCUCACGAGGCCGUCAUGAAGGCUGCGUCGAAAGCGCAGAACGAAUGCGAGCUUGAGGCUGUUUUUCUCAAGGCGUGUGUAGAGCGCAACGCGAAGAACCAAGCCUACCAUUCUAUCGUUGCUGCCGGUGAACACGCCGCGACGCUGCACUAUGUCAACAAUGCUGCUCCCAUCUCAGAUCAGAACCUUUUAUUGUUAGACGCAGGAUGCGAGGUCGACUGCUACGCUUCCGACAUCACACGCACGUUCCCCGUUAAAGGCAAAUUCACCACUGAAUCCCUUGCUAUCUACAAGAUUGUUCUAGACAUGCAACAUCAGUGCACCAACGCGCUCAAAGCUGGUGUCGUAUGGGACCACGUACACGAGCUCGCCCAUAAGAUCGCUAUCAAGGGACUCUUGGAACUCGGUAUUUUGAAAGGGGAUGCGGAGGAGCUUUUCAACAAGAGGAUCAGCGUAGCUUUCUUCCCUCACGGCCUAGGUCACUACUUGGGAAUGGAUACCCACGACUCUGGCGGCGACCCCAACUACGCGGACAAGGACGUCAUGUUCAGGUACCUAAGGAAGAGGGGAACUCUGCCCGAACGCAGCGUCAUUACCGUUGAGCCUGGUAUCUACUUCUGCAAGUUCAUCAUUGAGCCGUAUCUCAAGGACGAGGAGAAGAAGAAGUACAUUGAUGAGAGUGUGCUGGACAAGUACUGGAGUGUGGGAGGUGUGAGAAUUGAAGACAAUGUCCUCGUUACCAAAGAUGGGUUUGAGAACCUGACGCCGACGGUUAAGGAGAUUGAUGACAUUACUCAAUUGAUUGUAUCUGGACAGUAGAGCGACUCCAUCGCCGCAACAGUAGUCGGGUACAUCGUCAUGUAGCGUAAAUAAUGCAGUUGCCCCAGCUACGCGACAGUGGUCUUAUUAAGCAUAAAGUAUUUUGAUUG